CUGAUCACGGACUUCCUUUGCCCUAGCCUCGAACACUUUGCCUGACCUGACACAGUGACCAUGCCGAAGAGAUUGUCUCGCUGUACUGGGACACGAAGCCCAAGACAGCAAUUAAGUCCAUGGGGACUGGCAAGAAGCGAGGUCGAUCGUCAGCCGUGGCGGGAUGUUCCAGUCGAGCCGCUAAUGGCGGGAGAAGCAGUCAAAAGAGGAAGCAGGAAGAGGAGGAGGAUUUUGCUGAGGAUUACGAAGAGACCCAUGUGGACAGCAUGAACAAGUAUGAAGAUGUGAGGGAUUGGGAAGAUCUGGUGGCGAGCGUGGAUACUAUCGAGAGAGGAAGGGAGGAUGUCUUGAUGAUAUACUUGACGAUGACCGGCGGCGAGAAGGUCGCCCAACCUGCGGAUGUGGUCUACCGUCGAUGCCCACAAAAGGUGCUGAAGUUUUACGAAGCGCAUCUCAAGUGGAGAUUGACGGUCUGAAGCGGAUACCAUGGAUGGGGCUCUAUUGAGCCGAGAUGUAGGAUUGAUAAGGGGGUCACGGAAGAAGGCAUUGACAGAGCCCUUCCUAUGGACCAUUAGAUGGAAUCUCCACGGAUGAGACUCCAUUCUGAGCGAUGAUACUUGACUUAGGGCAUUUCGAUUGUAGAUAUAUACUCAAAUCUCCAUGUAAACCGAAGGAAAUAAUUCCUUCCAUAUCAUACAGUAC
Messenger RNA from Kockovaella imperatae, 702 nucleotides. RefSeq lists its product as hypothetical. The transcript has 3 exons. NCBI's taxonomy places the organism in Eukaryota, Fungi, Basidiomycota, Tremellomycetes, Tremellales, Cuniculitremaceae. Gene Ontology annotation, cellular component: nucleus. The record is from RefSeq and is a predicted model, not a curated record. Bases 120 to 476 code for a protein of 118 amino acids.